Messenger RNA from Seriola dumerili (greater amberjack), 1101 nucleotides. Its product is annotated as putative UDP-GlcNAc:betaGal beta-1,3-N-acetylglucosaminyltransferase LOC100288842. The transcript is spliced from 2 exons. Gene Ontology annotation, molecular function: hexosyltransferase activity. The record is from RefSeq and is a predicted model, not a curated record. NCBI's taxonomy places the organism in Eukaryota, Metazoa, Chordata, Actinopteri, Carangiformes, Carangidae. Gene Ontology annotation, cellular component: membrane. Bases 1 to 1101 code for a protein of 366 amino acids.
AUGCAGUGCUCUCUGUGCAAGCUGCGUACCCACCAGUGGUGUUUCCUUCUCUUCAACGUUCUCCUCUUCCAUGCCUUGUUGUUUGGGGCUGACUUUGUCGAGGAGUACCUCCUGCAGCCCACACCUGCUGUCUACACUGAUGGCACUGUCGUUGAUGUAAGAGAGAAAGCGAGGAAACUAGACCUGAGCAACGCCAGGGAGAAUGUGUCCCAGGCCUACCCCAUCGCUAACCCUGAUGCCUGCAGUAACUCAGACCUCUUCCUCCUUACACUAGUUUUCAGCUCCCCAGGUAAUAUCACUCAAAGAGAUGCAGUCAGGAGAUCAUGGGCCAACCAAACACUUGUCGAAGGCUUCCCAGUGAGGGUACUGUUCUUCUUAGGAUCAACUAAGACUUCUGCUGCACAAGACGCCCUCGUGAUAGAGUCUGACCGCUUUGGGGACAUGGUUCAGGGUCAUGCUGUGGCCGACUCGUCCCUCCGUGGCCCAACAGAGAGGACUGUGCUGGCACUCCGCUGGGUGAUCACCUUCUGUCCUCUGGCACGCUUUGUUCUGCUGACCAAGGACUCUGUGUUUGUCAACCUCCCUGCCAUCGGAGACUACCUGCUUGGGCUACACAGGCACCCUGAGGACCUUUAUCUAGGUAGGGUGAUUCAGAGAGACUCACCUGAUAGAGACCCCAAUAGUCCUGGCUACCUGCCCCCAGUUCUAUACCCUGACAAGUACCUGCCUGAAUACUGUGAUGGAACGGCUUAUGUUUUAUCCCAAGAUGUGGUCCGGAAAGUGUACAUAGCGUCUGCAGCUGUCCGUGCACCUGUGAAAGCUGAUGUUUUUGUGGGCCUUUGUUCUCAGAGGGCUGGUGUGUCACCAACCCACAGUGCUAGGUUCUCAGGAGAGAAACAUAUCCGCUACAACACCUGCUGCUACCGCUAUCUCUUCAGUUCAGCAGGAAUGGGAAACCAUGAACUAGAAACAGUGUGGGCAGACCUGGGACAGAAGGGUGGAAGAUGCUCCCUGUUACAGACCUACUACGGCCUGGUGACUUGCAAGGCCCUUACAUACCUGGAUAAACUGUCCUUCUUCAACUCCCAGGGACAAGCUUAA